UUUGUUCAGUCACCAUAAAUUAUUAAAUUUGCUUUGUCAUUAUUUUUUGGCUUUGCAGGCCCUGAGUUUCAUCACCCAUAAAUUCUCUCUGCAAAUAUUAUUAUCCACUCGCAGAUAAAAAUAAGGGAAGAGAUGGCAGGUCCAGAGCUUACAAAUGGGAAAACCUCAUUGAGCUUCUUCAAGCCUAGUCAUGAAACUAGAGGAAAAACCAUUACUUGCAAAGCCGCUGUGGCAUAUGGUCCUGGAGAUCCAUUCGUAGUGGAACAAGUUCUUGUUCAUCCACCUCAGAAAAUGGAGGUUCGGAUCAAGAUCCUCUAUACCUCCAUCUGCCACACUGAUCUUAGCGCUUGGCAAGGCGAGAAUGAGUCUCAGCGUGCUUAUCCUCGGAUUUUCGGCCAUGAAGCAUCCGGGGUUGUGGAGAGCGUUGGGGAAGGUGUGAGUGACAUUAAAGAAGGUGACACAGUGGUGCCAAUUUUCAAUGGAGAGUGUGGUGAGUGCAAAUUCUGCAAGUGUGACCAAACCAACAUGUGUGAGAAUUUUGGUGUAAACCCGAUGAGAAAGGUGAUGUUUGGAGAUGGAAAAAGCAGGUUCUCUACCGUUGAUGGAAAACCUAUUUUCCAUUUCAUGAACACUUCAACGUUCGCCGAUUACACAGUGGUGGACUCAGCCUGCGUCGUCAAGCUCCGCCCUGAACCCCGCCUCAGCCUCAAAAACCUCACCUUGCUCAGCUGCGGAGUUUCCACAGGAAUUGGAGGUGCUUGGAAUACUGCUAAUGUACAGGCCGGUUCAUCUGUGGCAAUCUUUGGUUUAGGUGCUGUUGGUCUCGCUGUUGCAGAAGGAGCACGAGCCAGAGGUGCAUCAAAAAUAAUAGGUGUGGACAUAAACCCAGAGAAAUUCAUCAGAGCUCAAGAAAUGGGAAUCACUGACUUCAUAAAUCCAAGGGAUGAAGAGAAGCCAGUACAUGAGAUAAUCAGCGAAAUGACUGAAGGAGGUGUACACUACAGUUUUGAAUGUACAGGAAACUUGGAUGUUCUAAGGGAAUCAUUCUUGUCUACUCAUGAGGGUUGGGGAUUGACUGUAAUGUUGGGAAUUCAUGCAUCACCAAAGUUGCUCCCGUUCCACCCAAUGGAGUUCUUCAAUGGUCGCAGAAUUGUUGGAUCAGUCUUUGGAGAUUUCAAAGGGAAAAGUCAAUUGCCUCAUCUCGCCACGGAAUGCAUACAUAAAGAUGUGAAGCUGGAAAAUUUCAUUACUCAUGAGCUACCCUUCGAGGAGAUAAACAAAGCCUUCGACCUUUUGAUCACUGGGAAGUCACUGAGAUGUCUUCUGCACCUUUAAGAAAAUAUGUGAUUUUGAAUGGCUGGGAUAAAGGGAACUCACUCAUUUUCAUAUCUGAAUACUUAGAAGUAUAUAUCUAAAUAUGAAUCUGUAAUAGUCUAAGAGGGGUUCGGGUGAUUUUGAACAUAAUUAUGCUGUAUUAUCUCACUAUGUGUGAAGUGUGUUCAGGUUUGUUGAUCUCCCAAUAUUUGGUGAGUGUACUGUGCUGUAGUUUCUUUUUUAUUUCUUUGUACCCAGUAAACAAUCACUUCUGUAGUUGGGAGAGAAUAAAAUAGCCACUAUUAUACUGCUA
Lotus japonicus is the source of this 1627-nucleotide messenger RNA. RefSeq names its product alcohol dehydrogenase-like 4. NCBI's taxonomy places the organism in Eukaryota, Viridiplantae, Streptophyta, Magnoliopsida, Fabales, Fabaceae. Bases 133 to 1335 code for a protein of 400 amino acids. Gene Ontology annotation, cellular component: cytosol. Gene Ontology annotation, biological process: formaldehyde catabolic process. The transcript has 10 exons. Gene Ontology annotation, molecular function: zinc ion binding; S-(hydroxymethyl)glutathione dehydrogenase [NAD(P)+] activity. The record is from RefSeq and is a predicted model, not a curated record.